Messenger RNA from Oryza brachyantha (malo sina), 2066 nucleotides. Its product is annotated as protein DETOXIFICATION 51-like. Gene Ontology annotation, molecular function: antiporter activity; xenobiotic transmembrane transporter activity. Lineage: Eukaryota; Viridiplantae; Streptophyta; Magnoliopsida; Poales; Poaceae. The transcript has a single exon. Gene Ontology annotation, cellular component: membrane. Gene Ontology annotation, biological process: xenobiotic detoxification by transmembrane export across the plasma membrane. Bases 102 to 1775 code for a protein of 557 amino acids. The record is from RefSeq and is a predicted model, not a curated record.
ACUGGCCAACCCAACCCCAACCCCAAGUACACCACUCUCCAACCUUUCAGCUCGUCGCCGUCGUCAGAGCUCCGCCCGGCCGGCUAACCACCGCGCGAUCGAUGUGCACAACCACGUCGGUGCCGGAGGUGGCUCUGGCGGCAGCCGGCGGGAAGGAGCAGCGCCACGUCUACGUGUCGCUGCCCCAGCGCGGUGACGUGGCCGGGCAUUGUCGACACGGCGUCGUCCGGGGUAAGUGCUGUCGUGGUGGCGGUGACGGCGACGACGACGACGGUGGAGGCGGCGUGCUGCUCAUGCCGGCGGCGGGCGAGGCCGUGCGCGAGGCGGUGGCGCUGUGCCGGCUGGCGUGCCCGAUCGCGCUGACGGCGCUGCUGCUCUACUCCCGGUCGGCGCUGUCGAUGCUGUUCCUCGGCUCCCUCGGCGACCUCCCGCUGGCGGCCGGCUCGCUCGCCGUGGCGUUCGCCAACAUCACCGGCUACUCGGUGCUCUCCGGCUUGUCGCUCGGCAUGGACCCGCUCUGCUCGCAGGCGUUCGGCGCCGGCCAGCCGCGCCUGCUCGGCCUCACCCUCUACCGCUGCGUCCUCUUCCUGCUCUGCUGCUCGCUGCCGCUCUCGGCGCUCUGGCUCAACAUGGCCAAGAUCCUCGUCUUCCUCGGCCAGGACCGCGAGAUCACCCACCUCGCGCAGGAGUACCUCCUCUUCUCGCUCCCGGACCUCUUCUCCUUCUCCCUCAUCCACCCGCUCCGGGUGUACCUCCGCUCGCAGGGGAUCACGCAGCCGCUCGCCGUCGCCGCGGCCGCCGCCGUGACGUUCCACGUGCCGGCGAACUACGUGCUCGUGGGGCGUCUCCGGCUGGGCGCCCCAGGCGUGGCGGCCGCGGCGUCCGCGUCCAACUUCGUUCUCCUCGGCGUCCUGCUGGCGUACGUGAGCCGGCGAGACGCGGCCCUGAAAGAGGCCGGGGGACCCACGGCGGAGUGGCUCGCCGGCUGGGGCCCGCUCGCGCGGCUCGCCGCGCCCAGCUGCGUGUCGGUGUGCCUGGAGUGGUGGUGGUACGAGGUGAUGAUCCUGCUGUGCGGCCUCCUGCCGGAGCCGAAGCCGGCGGUGGCGUCGAUGGGGGUGCUCAUGCAGACGACGGCGCUGGUGUACGUGUUCCCGUCGUCGCUGGGGUUCGGCGUGUCGACGCGGGUGGGGAACGAGCUGGGCGCGAACCGCCCCGGCCGCGCGCGCACCGCGGCGCACGUGGCCGUCGCGGGGGCCGCCGCGAUGGGGCUGGCCGCCAUGUCGUUCGCGGCGGGGAUGCGCCACGCGUGGGGGCGGAUCUUCACCGCCGACGCCGACAUCCUCCGCCUCACCGCCGCGGCGCUCCCCGUCGUGGGGCUCUGCGAGCUCGGCAACUGCCCGCAGACCGUCGGCUGCGGCGUGCUCCGGGGGAGCGCGAGGCCCGCGCGCGCGGCGCACGUCAACCUCGGCGCGUUCUACCUGGUGGGCAUGCCCGUGGCGGUGGUGGUCGCCUUCGGCCUCGGCGUCGGGUUCGUCGGCCUGUGGGUGGGUCUCCUCGCCGCCCAGGUGUGCUGCGCGGGCCUCAUGCUCUGCGUCGUCGGCUCCACCGACUGGGAGGCGCAGGCGCGCCGCGCCCAGGCGCUGACCUCGUCGGCCGACGUCGAGGUGGCCGCGGCGGAGGGAGCCGGGGGCUGGCCGGGGAAAGGGGAGCAGCAGCAGGGGAAGACCCUGGCCUGCUUUGAGAUUGGUGAAACGACACGUAACCAACCGUCCUGAUUUUUCGAUUAAUUUGACUACGCUACGCUGCUAAUACUCCAUCCCCCUCUCUCUCUCUCUCUCUCUUUCUCGUGUCCUGUGUAUUAUUCAUGUUAUUAUUAUUAAUUCAGCUCCAACUCUACAAAAUUAACGGCAAAUGUAUUCUCAUUUUAAGCAACACACUGGUUGUAAUUGUUUUUUUUCCCGAAUAGGUAAUGGAUACAUAAAUGUUUCGGAACUCAGAACUGAGAUGCUGAGCACUAAUGAAGAACCGUGCUUAUCUUUUGCUGUGUCAUGUAUGCGAUGUUUGAA